This is a messenger RNA of Knipowitschia caucasica, 636 nucleotides long. Lineage: Eukaryota; Metazoa; Chordata; Actinopteri; Gobiiformes; Gobiidae. The record is from the annotation of a GenBank genome assembly.
AUGCUCUGGCUCCGCUCAGAACUACGGCUCCUGCUUCGCGUCGCUGCGCCGCAGGACUUCUGGUACACCUGCUGCAUCUUCGUCCUCUUCCUCGUCUCCUCCAUCGUCUUCAGCACUGACAACGGUGGCUCCAGUCUGGAGAAGAGCGCCGCGGCCUUUGGGUUCCUGGCCUCUCUCUUCUUCCUCUUGGACCUGAUCCUGGUUUAUCGGACCCGAGGAUUCCCCUGGAGACCGGACCAGGGAACGGACCAGAGCUCAGACCGAGGACCAGACGCAGAGACUGCAGAGACCGAGGAAGUCAAGAGUCCUGAGGCCGAGAGACUCACUGCAAAUGGGCAUCUGACCGUCACAGUCUCUGACCGUCACAGUCUGACCGUCACAGUCUCUGACCAUCACAGUCUGACAGUCACAGUCUCUGACCGUCAGUCUCUGACCGUCAGUCUGACCGCCUUUGGGUUCCUGGCCUCUCUCUUCUUCCUCUUGGACCUGAUCCUGGUUUAUCGGACCCGAGGAUUCCCCUGGAGACCGGACCAGGGAACGGACCAGAGCCCAGACCGAGGACCAGACGCAGAGACUGCAGAGACCGAGGAAGUCAAGAGUCCUGAGGCCGAGAGACUCACUGCAAAUGGGCAGUGA